AGUUUGCAACAAUGGCGUCGGAACAGGCGAGGAGUGAGCAUGUGAAGGAUGAACCAAAAGUUGAGGUGGAGAGAGAUCGAGUUCCGAAAUUGGCUACUCAUUUCGAAUCCCUGGUUGAUAAGGCUAAAGAAGAGCAUCAGCCUCAUCACGGUGCGGAGACAACGAUUCAUAUCGAGGUGGUUCCGGUGAGAGUUGCCGGGAUCACGGUGGAGAGCGGCGGAGCGAGAAGGGAAGCGGGGAAGCAGCAGCAGCAGCCGUCGUUGGAGGAAGUUUCUAGAAUGAGGAGGCAAGCGCAGCAGAACUCGAUGGAGGCGAUCCGGUCGGCUGAGGAGUGCUACGAGAAGGCGCGAUCUCAACAUACUGCGGCGGAGAGAGGCCAGCAGGGGAGAAGUAAGAUGGCGGAGAAAGGGCGACAAGCGGCUGACAGGGCGACGGAGGUGAAGGACACGGCGGUGCAGAAAGGCCAACAGGCUCAAGGCUACAUUGCGGAGAAGGCCACUCAAGCGAAGGAUACGGCCGCGCAGAGAGGCGGACAGGCUCGGGAUUACACCGCGGAGAAGGCGGCUGGGGCGAAGAAUACGGUGAUGGAGAAAGGCCAACAGGCUAAGGAUUACGCGGCGCACAAGGCGGUGGAGGCUAAGGAUGUGGUUUCUAGUAAAGGCCAAUCCGCUUCUCAAAUUUCCGCUGAGAAGGAUAAGGCGGCCAAGGAUACGACGGUGGAUACCACAUUCACGGCGGCCCAAUAUGCCGCUGAGAAGGCUGCGGCAGCGAAGGACACGACGUACGCUGCUGAAAAAGCAGCAGCAGCAAGGGAUACGACGAUGGAUACGACCAAGAGCGCUGCACAAUACGCUGCUGAAAAAGCAGCGGCAGCCAAGGAUACAACAGUUGAUACAACCAAGACUGCUGCACAGUACAUUGGAGAAAAGGCGGUUGCUGCGAAGGAUGUGACGGUUGAGAGCGGCAAAGGAGCUGUGGGAUAUGCGGGUAAGGCGGCUGCAGGGGUGAAGGAUCAGGCGGUGGCGGCAGGCUGGGAGGCGGCGCGUUUCACCCUUGAGAAGACGGCAGUGGCGACUGAGACGGUGGCGAAUGUGACUUCGAAGGUGGCGGGGUACACGGGAGAUGUGGUGGUGGCGGCCAAGGAUAAGGUUGCUGGAGCAGGGCAGGCGGUAGCGGGGUAUGCAGGGGAGAAGCUCGCAGCUGUGAAGGAUACGGUGGUGGCAACUGAGGAGAGCGCGGCGGAGUAUGCUGCAAGGAAGAAUGAGGAGGCUAAAAGGGAUCUUGAAUUGAAGAGAUCGUCACCGCAAACAGAAGAAGGGGGAGAAACAUUCAGCAAAGAGGGAUUCUACCGCCCAUCUGAAAAGAUCAAGGAGCAGUGGGGAGGAGAAGAAGGCAAACCAUGGGGAGGAGGAAGAGAGGGCGGAGACUGGCAACAGCAGAGGGGAGGGGAGCAGGAAGAGCGUGACACCUUCAGAGGAGAAGGCGGACAAAAGCAAGGAGCAAUCGGAGGGGGCAUCAUGCGGGCGAUUGGCGAGACUCUAGUUGAGAUAGGGCAGACGACAAAGGAUCUUGUGUCAGGGCAGCAUCCUCUGCUUGGGAAAGAUGAAGACGAGAAAGAGACGUACAAAGGCACUGGCAAAGACAUAUAG
Molecule: messenger RNA, 1649 nt
Organism: Salvia splendens (bonfire salvia)
Lineage: Eukaryota; Viridiplantae; Streptophyta; Magnoliopsida; Lamiales; Lamiaceae
Product: embryonic protein DC-8
Exons: 4
Coding region: 12-1649 (545 amino acids)
Biological process (GO): cold acclimation
Cellular component (GO): cytosol
Source: RefSeq, a predicted model, not a curated record